AUGAGCAUGCAGACCUCCAACGGCGGCCACAACCCGUCGCCUCAGAGCGCUACUACUACCCACCAUCACCACCAGCAGCUCCUCCGCCACGAUCAGGACUCCGAAGACGGCCAUGGCUUCAACAGUGCCGACGAGAACGACAACGACAAUGACAACGAUGUCGACCAGGACGAUCAGGACCCUCUGCGCCUGGGAAAGCGCAAGAGGCCCAUUUCCGUCUCAUGUGAGCUCUGCAAGCAGAGAAAGGUGAAAUGUGACCGUGGCCAACCUUCCUGCGGCUGGUGCAGUCGCAAUGGUGCCAUUUGCGAAUACAAGGAGAGAAAGAAGCCUGGUUUGCGUGCCGGCUACGGGCGCGAGCUCGAGCAGCGUCUCGACAAGCUGGAGGAGGUUCUCAGAGCGCACGCCGAGAUCCUCCAGGCCUCCCUGACCUCGGGCCAGCACCAGCAUCACCACGGGGCGCCGCAUAGCCAUGCCACCCCCAGCGUGCGCGCCAGCAACCCCAGCCUGCCUAGCGAUCAUGGCACCCCUAGGGAGAACAACGUAUUCCGACCCUCGGAACCUACUCGUACGCCGCAAGCUGAGACUGCCCUCUUCUUACAGAAACCUUCUACCUACCCCUCCACCUCGCAGCCCAUGGAGUUUGGCAUGCCGCCGCCCACUCCCUCGAUGCACGAAUUCCAGCCUCAGCUGCCCAUGGGCUCCAUGCCCGCCCCGAACCAGGUCGCCAACAUGCAGCAGCCCAGCUCGGCUGCGCAGGCCUACUAUAACCCGAACCAGACGAACCAGCUUCACUCUCCCGACGUGCCCAUGACCCAGGCCGGCCAGAGCAACGUUACGCCGGACCAAGAUCUUCCGCCAUACGAUUUGCUCUAUGCGCUCGUCGACUUGUACUUCAAGCACAUCAACACGUGGUGCCCGAUCCUCCACAGAAAGACGACACUCGACUCGCUGUUCGGGCCCACGACCGUCGAGGAGACGGAUCGCAUACUUCUGCAUGCUAUCGUGGCCACAACGCUGCGAUACUCGACCGACUCGAGGCUCACCGAAGAGAGCAGAGAGCACUAUCACUCCAUUGCGAAACAGCGCGUCUUGCUCUACGGCAUGGAGCACUCGUCGGUCAAGUCGCUCCAGGCACUGGUCGUUUUGGCCCUGGAUCUGGUGGGCAGCAGCAAUGGGCCACCUGGCUGGAACAUCAUGGCUCUCAUCACGCGCUCCGUCGUUCAAUUGGGACUCGCAGUCGAGAGCACCUCGUUCUCCGUCUCUCCAAACUUCACCUCGAUCUAUACGCUCAGAGCCAUGAUAUUGCCGGAACCCAAAGACUUUAUCGAAGAGGAGUCGAGGCGACGCUUGUUCUGGAUGAUUUACCUUCUUGACCGCUACGCGACCAUCGCCACGGCUUUCGAGUUUGCGCUCGACGACAAGGAGAUCGACAGGACGCUCCCCUGUCGCGACGACCUGUGGAUCAAGAACCAAAAGGUCGAGACGCGAUGGUUCAGGUUGCAGGAGCAGGAGGAGCCCAAUCCGGAAUACGAUGUCAAUAAGCCGGAGAACCUUGGUGCCUUCUCCUACUACAUUGAGAUUUUGGCCAUCCUUUCCAAGGUGCACAAGUUUCUCAAGCUGCCCGUAGACAUCAGCGCGCUGAGCGACGUCGAGCAGUGGCAGAUGCGCUACAAAGAGCUGGACAACAUGUUGACGUCUUGGAAGUUUGGCUUACCUGGGGAGUACGGGAACAUGGCCAAACUGUUCCAGCCCGGAAACAAGACACUCAACUGCGGAUGGGUCAUGUUGCACGCCACCUACCAUACGGCCGUCAUCCGGCUGCACUCGUCGGCGGCGUACCCCACAACCCGAUCUCCCAUAUUCACGCCCUCCUACAGCGCAUCUCAACGAUGCCAUGGUGCCGUCGAGAACAUCGCCGCGCUCGGCGAAUUUGUCGUGAACAACGGCCUACUCCCCAAGCUGGGGCCUCCAUUCGCCUUCACCCUGUGGGUAGCGGCCCGUCUUCUCCUAGUCCAUGGUUCGACGGUCGAACACAAGCUGUCACCGCAGAUCCAGUUCUUCGUAGACAGCCUGCGCGAGAUGGGGCGUUACUGGCCUGUCGCGGCGCGAUACUGCGAGCUGCUGCAGCGAGUGCUUGAUGAGCAUCGCGACAGCGAGCGCACCGGAGACGGUGUGACCCCGAGCUCAGUCAAGAUCCUCUCGGACAUGCGGCGCACCGCGUUCGACCUCGACUUCUUGAUCUCCCGGCAGCCGGGACCCAAUGGAGUCAUCACGCACAGCCGCAUGCCGAGCGUAACGCCGGCACGAACGCCGGCGCCCAACGAGCUCGAGUACCUAGACGUCUUUGACUUCUUCAACGUCCCAAGGCUGCCUUUUGGCGAGCAGAUUGCAGGUGUGCAAGGAAUGCCCCAGAACAACGGUGCACCACCAAGCAUGGAUGGCAGCAGCGGCGAGGCGCCUCAAGGACCGCCACCGCCGCAGCCGCAGCCGCCGAGCAACGAGUUCAACAUUACGAACUUUAUGGUCGAUGCCAACAGUGACUGGCUGUUCAAGCAAGAGGGUGGCAAGUACAUGUCUUGA
Molecule: messenger RNA, 2580 nt
Organism: Verticillium nonalfalfae
Lineage: Eukaryota; Fungi; Ascomycota; Sordariomycetes; Glomerellales; Plectosphaerellaceae
Exons: 3
Coding region: 1-2580 (859 amino acids)
Biological process (GO): regulation of DNA-templated transcription; DNA-templated transcription
Cellular component (GO): nucleus
Molecular function (GO): DNA-binding transcription factor activity, RNA polymerase II-specific; zinc ion binding; DNA binding
Source: RefSeq, a predicted model, not a curated record